AUGGCGAUGAUGAUGGCUGGCCGUGUGCUGCUGGUGUGUGCCCUCUGCGUGCUGUUGUGCGGUGCCGGCGGUAGAUGUGACGAGGAGGAGAGGGCAGCUCUUGGGAGUGAUGGUGGACCUCCGCCGGGAUCAGCAGAACCUGGAACGCCUCGAAAAGAAACCCAAGAAUUAAAAGAUGGAGCACCAGGUGUUAUAGAGACAGCAUCACCCCCAUCUUCGAAACCUACAGGGGAAGAUAAAGACGAUGAUGAUGAAGAUGAUGACGACGAUGAUGAUGAUGAAGAGACGGAGGCUGAAGGAGAAAGUAUAGAAGGGCAGAGUAAUAAAGGAGGAACAGCUCUACCAGACCCAGGUUCCGGGGAAAGGAAUUUAAGUGACAGCGGGCAGGAAACAGGCCGGGCAAAUGUACCUGCAGGGAGCAUUCCACCUUCCGGCAGUCAGUUAUCAAAUGCCAAUUCUACGCAAACAGAAGUUGAAGAAAAGAAGGACUCCGGCAAAAAUCCACCUGCAGUAGAGAAUCCACUCACAACAGUUAAUGGAGAGAACACACUGCCUGGGGACAUUGCGGGAGUAACUCCUCCACCACCUCCAGAAGACGGUGUUGAUUCCCGCAAGCAGGAUGGCAAAGACACCACGAGUGUAGGCGAAAAAAAUAUUCCACCGCCUGAGACCACAGCCACACCACAAAGCCACCGAGACGAAGGCUCAGAAGGGACUGGGGAAGAUACAAAGGCAACGACAGUAACCGCCAACACAACAGAUACGACGAAUAAACAAAACAGUGACGGCAGCACCGCGGUCUCCCACACCACCUCCCCUCUUUUGCCUCUUCUUGUUGCGUGUGCGGCUGCGGCUGCGGUGGUGGCCGCGUGA
Messenger RNA from Trypanosoma cruzi, 873 nucleotides. Its product is annotated as mucin-associated surface protein (MASP), putative. The record is from RefSeq and is a predicted model, not a curated record. The transcript has a single exon. Bases 1 to 873 code for a protein of 290 amino acids. Lineage: Eukaryota; Euglenozoa; Kinetoplastea; Trypanosomatida; Trypanosomatidae.